This is a messenger RNA of Alosa sapidissima (American shad), 2525 nucleotides long. RefSeq names its product ventral anterior homeobox 1 (gene vax1). Gene Ontology annotation, biological process: brain development; regulation of DNA-templated transcription; neuron differentiation. Gene Ontology annotation, molecular function: DNA-binding transcription factor activity, RNA polymerase II-specific; DNA binding. The record is from RefSeq and is a predicted model, not a curated record. NCBI's taxonomy places the organism in Eukaryota, Metazoa, Chordata, Actinopteri, Clupeiformes, Clupeidae.
GUGCGGAGCUUUUUCUCCCGUAACUCCAUGAUCAUUGGCAAGUGACUCGGGCUAGCAGUGACGGGGAGGAGGGGGCGCCGAGGCUGCCUCCCCCGCAUCAUUAGCUUGCUGACUUCAGCGGGGGCAACGUGCUGUUUUACCAAAAGGACAAAAACACGGACAUUACCCCGAGACGCCGAAAACAAGACAAUAUUCUCCAUUCACCCGUUUUUUUGCCCCCGCACUCCGGAGAGGUCGAGACGAAAGGGCGGAACACGAGGCAGACGAUCUGAGAUCAUGGAGGUCCACUACAACCAGGACCCCGAGCCGGCCGCGAUGCUGAAGAACGGACUCAAGGACGGGAAGGAGAGCAAGGACUCGCAGGGCAAGAUCUCCAAAACCUUCCUGAAGGAGCCCCCAGAGUCCUUCUCCCCAUCCAGUGGUACCGACGCCUGUGAGAAGAACCGCUCGAGCACCGGGGACCCCGACUACUGCAGGCGCAUAUUAGUGCGAGAUGCCAAAGGGUCGAUCCGAGAGAUUAUUCUGCCGAAAGGUCUGGACCUGGACCGGCCCAAGCGCACCAGGACCUCCUUCACGGCCGAGCAGCUCUACAGGCUGGAGAUGGAGUUCCAACGCUGCCAGUACGUGGUGGGGAGGGAGCGGACCGAGCUCGCACGACAGCUCAACCUGUCAGAAACUCAGGUAAAGGUGUGGUUUCAGAACCGGCGCACCAAGCAGAAGAAGGACCAGGGCAAGGACACGGAGCUGCGGUCGGUGGUGUCGGAGACGGCGGCCACAUGCAGCGUCCUGCGUCUGCUAGAACAGGGCCGGCUGCUGACCAACCCGGGGCUGCUGCCGUCGCACUGCGGCUCCGCGCUGCGCGGACCCUCCAUGGGCCUGGGGUCGGGGUCGGGGUCGGGGUCGGGGUCGGGGUCAGCGUCUCCACGGCAACCGGCGGCAGCGGGUCCGGCGGGUCCAGCGGGUCCAGCUCCGGGUCCAGCAAGCUCGCCCCCCGGGGGGCACCACCCGCACCACCCCGCGCACCCCCACCCCGGCAUCUUCAGUUUCCCCAUGCCCUCUCUGCUGGGCACGGUGGCCGGACGCAUCUCCUCCACGCCGCUGGCCAUGGCCGGCUCGCUGGCCGGCAACCUGCAGGAACUCUCCGCCCGCUACCUGAGCUCCUCCGCGUUCGAACCCUACUCCCGGACCAACGGCAAAGAGCCGCUGGACAAGAAGGCUCUGGAAUGAUGCGGAAUCAUUCUUAAUGUCGCUGUAUUGUUUUUUUUAUGAUUAUUAUGGGCUGUUUUUUGAAGUUAAGGGGUGGGUGUGGUUUUUUUUCUAUCUCUCUCUGUGAAUCCCACUUCUGUGUCCUGUUUGUGAUGUGAUUGUCAUUCUUGUACUCCUCUCUUUGCACACACACAUAGCAAUGCCCGUCUGACGGACACACACACACACACAUGCACACACACACACCACAUGCACACACACGCACGCACGCACGCACACACACACACACACACACACACACUCAAGCUACAAGCUCCGCUGAUUUGUCGUCAAUAGAACCGGGUGGUUUUGCACUGAAAUCAGCUUUACCUCCUGAUGUGAUGUUCACGGACCCUGGCAUGAACCUACGGGUCUGGCCCGGGACUGGCCAUUCUGUCCUAGAUUAGGAACACAACCGUUCCCCGGUCAGCUGCCGUCUCAAUCCAUUCAGGGGGGUCAGCUGCGUUUUAGCCAUUCCACCUGAACACACACACAGUCUUCGUGCCUCCUCCACCUCCUGAGGAAGGAGCGGUCCAUGGUGAUGACGUUGAAAACACACCGAGCGGACGAGAGACUACUCAUUUCAUUGAGCCCUCUGUACACAGACACAUGACUGAGGUUCUGCAGUGUAUUGAUGUGAUAUCACUAUGACUAUUUGGUUUGGAAAAUCGUCACAAAAAAUGAGUAUUAAUGGAUACUAUGGCAGUCUAGAGGAGGUAACACAUAUGAAAUGUGUUGACUAUUUCAGUACGGUGUCAAAGUAGGAAUAAAAACUGACAGUAAACAGCAUUUGAAUGUUGACAAAUUUACUGAACAGAUUGCAAUAUUACCAUGACUUAAACUUAUAAAAAAAAAUGUUUUGUUUCCUAGUUUGAAGUGAUUUUAAUAUUUUGGACAGAAACCAAACAAAAGCUCAUGGAAGAUGAACUGUUCUGUGUCUAUUGUCUGCAAAAUGCUUUUCUCAUCUGGGGUCCUGGCCAUUGUCCGUUCUUCAUGUCCAGUCCGGAGCGUGCGAGCCUCCGUGUUUUUAAAUAUGCAGUAGUCCUCCUCUCUCUCAAAUGGUCGGUGUGGUGUCCAUGUGCUCAGGACCCACGGUCCCCUCGAUGCGGCCGAAGGCAAAGCAAUCCAGGAGCACUGUGGAGUUGGGAGAGAUGUGGCGGACAGCACUGCUCACGGACUCUUACGGCUUACGGACGCAUCUCAUUUUAUCGUGAAAUGACCAGUGCUUCAGCGGCACCCGUGUGGAAGGUCUGAAACAUUUCUUUCCUUCUGGACAUCCC